Molecule: messenger RNA, 2484 nt
Organism: Electrophorus electricus (electric eel)
Lineage: Eukaryota; Metazoa; Chordata; Actinopteri; Gymnotiformes; Gymnotidae
Gene: kif22
Product: kinesin family member 22
Biological process (GO): mitotic spindle organization; microtubule-based movement; spindle elongation
Cellular component (GO): microtubule associated complex
Molecular function (GO): ATP binding; microtubule binding; microtubule motor activity
Source: RefSeq, a predicted model, not a curated record
ACUUAGUUUGAAAAUAGCUUUUUGGAAAGAAAAAAAAGCCUAGCUAUUAGCUAACGCGCGAGGUUUGUGCGCCGUAGCUGAGAAGUUCUAAACAAUAUUUCUAUAGUACGUCAAUAGAGACACAACCCUCCAAAAAUAUAAUAGAGUUGAAAUCUAAUAAGAUUGAGAGUGUACAGUCGGACAGCUCUUUCAGAGUACUCGGUCGGUAAGUUAAAGUCUAAGUAGAGCAGCUCAAGUUCGCUAACGUUAGCUAGAAUACGAGCAUCUCCACUCAACAGAGCAGUGAAGGAGGGCGAAGAACUGAGAGUACAGUGGGAAACGUAGAGCUGUCUGUCUAAUUGUACAGUUCACAAGAAAUGGCCCAUCGUGUUGCUGUGAAUGAUGCCGCUGGAUCUAAACGGACUUCAAGGGUUCGGGUUGCGGUGCGGCUCCGACCCUACAUGGAUAAGCAGGACGAGAAAGGCGAAGGUCCAUGUGUCAGAGGACUGGGACCGCAGACUUUAGAGAUCGUCAACUGGAGGAACGCCACUGAGACUCUGCAAUAUCAGUUUGAUGCUUUUCACGGAGAGAAAACCACUCAGCAGGAAGUUUUUUUGUCAUCAGUGAAGCCCAUUGUCUCCCACAUCCUUAAUGGUCAAAAUGCCAGUGUCUUCGCCUACGGACCAACUGGAGCUGGAAAGACCCAUACCAUGCUGGGUAGCCAAGAGCAGCCAGGAGUGAUCCCUAGGGCUGUUCGCGAGGUAUUCCAUCUGGUGCGCACCCAAGAGAAAGACCAGGGUGAAUGGGGGUUCUCUGUCGGCAUGUCCUAUCUAGAAAUCUACAACGAAAAGGUUCUGGACCUCUUGUCUCCAAACUCUCAAGAUCUGCCAAUCCGUGAAGAUAAAGACAAAAACAUAAUCAUCCCAGGCUUGACUCACACCUCCCUCUCAUCCUUCUCCGAUUUCCACACUCACUUUGUUCCAGCCAGUCUAAACCGCACUACAGCCUCCACCAAACUCAAUCAACGUUCUAGUCGAAGUCAUGCAGUUCUUCUGAUCAAGGUUGUGAAAUCUCAGCGUGUUCCUCCCAACCGACAGCAGACAGGGAAGCUCUACUUGGUGGACCUUGCUGGUUCAGAGGACAACCGACGUACAGGCAACCAAGGCAUUAGACUCAAAGAAAGUGGUGCCAUCAACCUGUCCCUCUUCACACUCAGCAAGGUUGUGGACUGCUUGAAUGCUGGGACUGGGGGCCGAGUUCCUUACAGGGACAGCAAGCUCACUCGGUUGCUUCAGGAUUCGCUGGGUGGCUCGGCCCAUUCAGUCAUGAUCACAAACAUUGCCCCUGAGUACAAGUAUUACUUUGACACGUUCACUGCUCUCAACUUUGCUGCCAAGUCAAAGCACGUUGUCAAUCGUCCAUUUGUCCGAGAGACGAUGUUGGACUCCACAAACAGUCAACAUCCAGUUGCAAGGAAGAGGACCAGCGAGGAGCUGGAAGCAGAGGGAUCUGGAGAGCCACGGAAUAAAAGGCUAAAGGGCUGCAGGAGGCUGGAGCAGCCACCACCCACACACCCACAAAGCCCAGUGGAUUCAUCGGUGUUGGACAGGCUUCUUGCUUUGGAGAAAAUGAUAUUAGGCUCCCCAGAGAGAGAACGGCUCAACUUGCUCAAAACAGUCGCCCAGUCCCGCCAAGAGAUUCAGAAACUGAAAGAGAAGCAGAAGGAGCUGGAGGAAAAGGCAGACAUGCUCAAAGUGACGGGAGAUCAUAGUGGUGUGAUGGAAGAAAAAGAGGGCCCAAGCAGGAGUGCGACACUCUUUAAGACAGAUAUACCUGCACUCCACAAGAAACAGUCCACUGUAGCCAAGCCCAGGAAACAACAGGCAGUUGUCAACCCAUUACAGGUAUCUCAGGUACUGCCUUUACAGCAAUGUGCUGUGGUUUGCAAACCAUCUAAAGUCAUGGAAAAGAAAAGAAAACAGACAGAGAUUACUGAGGGUAAGGAGAACAGACGCCUAGACUCCUGUGGGGAAGAGGUGAACUGGGAGUCCCAAUUGGACUCUUCCCUUCUGGAACAGUCAAAAAAAAAGAUCCUCCAGACACUCAACUCUGGUUCACUUAAAGAGCUGAAGAGCCUUCAGCUCAUUGGUGAUAAGAAGGCCAAACUGAUCCUUGGCUGGCGAGAGAUCAACGGUGAUUUCACCCAGGUGGAGGACUUGAAGAAAAUUGAAGGCAUUACAGCAAAGCGGUUUUCCUCUUUCAUUAAGGCCAACAUUCUCAGUGCAGUGGGUAUGUGAUGAUGUGGGGGGUGGCAUUGCUUUAUGGAUUUUUUUUUUAAUGCUCCUGGGGCUUGAUAUGUAAUUCUGUGCAUACUUUUAAUUUUUUUUUUUCUUUUAUGAAUGGCAUGUUUUAGUUUUUGUAUUUAAUUGAUUUGUAUACAUGUAUGAUGCAUUUUAUCCAGAGGCACAGAGAUGGUGCUUAAUAAAUACCACGUUUGGGUCACAA